AUGCGUGUAAAUUCCUUCCAUUUCGGUUUCAUCAUUCAUUUUUACGUGUUAUAUUUAAGCCUUCUGUCUGGCCUUCCCAGUCCUUUUUUCGGACCCAAAGGUGUCCGUUUGUUGCUAGCUUUCAGGGGCUUUUGUGGAUUUGUCGCGCUAGUUGGAAUCUAUUGCUCUUUGCAAUAUCUCUCUCUGCCUGACGCAACAGUCUUGACUUUUUUGGCCCCGCUGUGUACUGGAGUGGCGGGCGCAUUUUUCCUCGGAGAAACAUUCACACGCCGACAAGCAUUAGCUGGAGUUUUCAGCCUUGCUGGAGUUGUGCUUAUCGCGCGGCCGGCGACGAUUUUUGGCGAUUACUCCAAUCUUUGGGGUGCAGGGGCAGGUUUUCUCAGAGAACCAAACGAAAACGUAACCUCUGCUGAGAGACUGUUUGCUGUCUGCAUGGCGAUGCUCGGGGUAUCGGGUACAACUGGAGCAUUUGUCCUCAUCAGAGCUAUCGGCAAACGAGCUCAUCCUUUGCACUAUCUUAUCUGUUAUUCCACUCUAUACGUCGUUGUUUCGUCGGUGGCGAUGCUCGCCACAAAGACCCAGUUUGUUAUUCCGACAGGCCAAGGCUGGCUCCUCGCAUCAUUCGGCAUUUUCGGGUUUCUAGCACAGGUUUUUUUGACAAUGGGUCUCCAGCGUGAAACAGCUGGGCGAGGAACAAUGGCCGUUUAUACACAGAUUGUGUUCGCUACUGUACUGGACCAAAUCUUCUUCCAUUCUGUCCCUUCGACGUUAUCGGUGAUUGGAACACUCAUCAUUCUGACAUCCACACUAUAUGUUGCUUAUACGAAGGAAAGGGGCAAGACCGCACAUAUAACUUGCGAUCAGCCCAUUCAUGAAUCGUUUGAAGAAGGAUUCUUAGGACGUACACAGGAAAACCAAGCUAACUACGCGGGAAAUGACCAAGAUUGGCGGCAGGAAGGGCGGACGUAG
Laccaria bicolor S238N-H82 is the source of this 969-nucleotide messenger RNA. RefSeq names its product drug/metabolite transporter superfamily. The transcript is spliced from 9 exons. The record is from RefSeq and is a predicted model, not a curated record. Lineage: Eukaryota; Fungi; Basidiomycota; Agaricomycetes; Agaricales; Hydnangiaceae. Gene Ontology annotation, cellular component: membrane. Bases 1 to 969 code for a protein of 322 amino acids.